AUGGCCGCCCCCGCCGCUGGCCCUGGUGCGCCCCUGUCCCUGGACGAAUUGCUUCUGAAAGGCGAUGCUGAGAAGACUGAGGAGGAGCUGGAAGAGGAAGACGACGAGGAGCUAGAUGAAACCCUGUCGGAGAGACCAUGGGGUCUGAUGGAAAUGUUUCCCGAGAAGGUCCUCUCCCUCUUUGUGACUCAGAAAAUGUACAGGUUUUCCAGGGCAGCCUUAUGGAUUGGGACUACUUCCUUCACGAUCCUGGUUGGUUCUAUUGUCUUUGAGACUGAGAAGUUGCAAAUGGGGCAACAGCAGCAACUGCAGCAACGGCAGAUGCUUCUAGGUCCCAACACAGAGUUGUUAGCAGGAAUGCCAGAGGCUCUACCUUCACUUCCUGGAAAGAUAAUAGUUACUUCUAUACUUGAUCCAUCUUGGUCGGAGAAGUUUGAAGAUUUGAUAGUAUGUGAAAAACCCCUGACUCGAUUGCAUGUCACUUACGAAGGUACCAUAGAAAGAAAUGGUCAAGGCAUGCUACAGGUGGAUUUUGCAAACCGCUUUGUUGGAGGUGGUGUAACCAGUGCAGGACUUGUGCAAGAAGAAAUCCGCUUUUUAAUCAACCCUGAGUUGAUUGUUUCAAGGCUCUUCACUGAAGUUCUGGACCACAGUGAAUGUCUUAUCAUCACAGGUUAG
This is a messenger RNA of Manis javanica (Malayan pangolin), 678 nucleotides long. The record is from RefSeq and is a predicted model, not a curated record. Lineage: Eukaryota; Metazoa; Chordata; Mammalia; Pholidota; Manidae.